This is a messenger RNA of Gracilinanus agilis (Agile Gracile Mouse Opossum), 1620 nucleotides long. RefSeq names its product aryl hydrocarbon receptor nuclear translocator like 2 (gene BMAL2). The transcript is spliced from 14 exons. Gene Ontology annotation, cellular component: transcription regulator complex; nucleus; cytoplasm. The coding region runs from base 1 to 1620 and encodes 539 amino acids. NCBI's taxonomy places the organism in Eukaryota, Metazoa, Chordata, Mammalia, Didelphimorphia, Didelphidae. Gene Ontology annotation, biological process: regulation of transcription by RNA polymerase II. Gene Ontology annotation, molecular function: protein dimerization activity; RNA polymerase II cis-regulatory region sequence-specific DNA binding; DNA-binding transcription factor activity, RNA polymerase II-specific. The record is from RefSeq and is a predicted model, not a curated record.
AUGGAAGAUGGUGAACAAGUCAAAAUGAAGUCCUUCAGAGAAGCUCAUAGUCAGACAGAAAAACGGAGGAGAGAUAAGAUGAAUAACUUAAUUGAAGAACUAUCUGCCAUGAUCCCUCAAUGCAAUCCUGUGGCCCGUAAACUGGACAAAUUGACUGUAUUGAGAAUGGCUGUACAGCAUUUGAAGUCCUUAAAAGGUUCAACCAGUUCUUAUGCAGGAGAUAAUUACAAACCUACAUUUAUACACGAUGAUGAGCUGAGACAUUUAAUCCUUAAGGUUGCAGAUGGGUUCCUAUUUGUUGUUGGAUGUGAUCGAGGAAAAAUUCUCUUUGUCUCAAAAUCAGUCUCCAAAACACUUAAUUAUGAUCAGGCAACUUUGACCGGACAAAGUUUAUUUGACUACUUACAUCCAAAAGAUGUUGCCAAAGUAAAGGAACAGCUUUCUUCUUCUGAUAUUUCACCAAGAGAGAAGCUGAUAGAUGCUAAAACUGGCUUUCAAGUCCAAGCAAGUUUCCCUCCUGGAACAACUCAUCUAUAUUCUGGUGCAAGACGGUCCUUUUUUUGUCGGAUAAAAUCUUGUAGACCAUCAAUCAAAGAAGAACAAGAAUGCUUAUCCAACUCAAACAAGAAAGAUCACAGGAAGUUCUGUACUGUUCACUGCAUGGGUUAUUUGAGAAGUUGGCCUUUGAGUGUGGUAGGCCUGGAAGAAGAGAACGACAACCAGAAAGACAGCAGUAACUUUAACUGCCUUGUGGCCAUUGGAAGAUUACAUCCUUAUAUUGUCCCACAGAACAGUGGGGAAAUCAAAGUCAAACCUACAGAAUUUAUUACCCGCUUUGCCACAAAUGGAAAGUUUGUCUAUGUGGAUCAACGGGCAACGGCAAUCUUAGGCUAUCUUCCACAAGAACUUUUGGGAACUUCUUGUUAUGAAUACUUCCAUCAAGAUGAUCACAGUAAUCUAACCAACAAACACAAAGCAGUCUUGCAGAGUAAGGAGAAAAUCUUUACUGAUUCUUACAAAUUCAAAGCAAAAGAUGGCUCAUUUAUAACUUUAAAAAGCCAGUGGUUUAGUUUCAUAAACCCUUGGACCAAAGAACUGGAAUACAUUGUAUCCAUCAACACAUUAGUUCUGGGAUGUAGAGAGUCCAGAGAAACAGCAUUGCUUACUUGCAGCUCACAGUCAUCAGAAGAUGCUUCCAGACAGUCUUUUAUUAGUGUGCCUGGAAUAUCUACAGGAACAGUCCUUGGUGCUGGUAGUAUAGGAACAGAGAUUGAAAAUGAAGUCCUCGACUUGCAGAGGUUACAUUCUUCUCCAUCUCUUACUGAUUCAAGUCCAACAAAUGCCAGAGAAUCUCCAGCAGUUAACUGCAGUAAUGUGCCAAACAAAGAACUGAUUCAGUUAUGUUCUUCUGAAAUAGGAAACCAUGAGCCUUCGGGGCAAAGCCUUGGCAUUAUUUCUUUCUCCAGCAAUGAACCACUUCUCAGUGACAACCCUCAGCUGGAUUUUGAUGCAAUGUGUGAAAAUGAUGACACUGCCAUGGCUGCCUUCAUGAAUUAUUUAGAAGCAGAAGGAGGUCUGGGGGACCCAGCUGACUUUAGUGACAUCCAGUGGACACUCUAG